Molecule: messenger RNA, 5355 nt
Organism: Rhea pennata
Lineage: Eukaryota; Metazoa; Chordata; Aves; Rheiformes; Rheidae
Product: KIAA0319 ortholog
Exons: 20
Coding region: 26-3262 (1078 amino acids)
Biological process (GO): neuron migration
Cellular component (GO): plasma membrane; cytoplasmic vesicle
Source: RefSeq, a predicted model, not a curated record
GUUGUCACUGCCUUCCUGGUGCAACAUGGCAUUUGGACUUGGUAUUUUCUGCCUGUUACUAUGGGCAAUAACAGGUUUCUAUUGUGAGCAGUGCAGAGAAGGAGCCACAUACUCGGGUGCAGUGAUAUCUCCCAACUUAGAAACCACUAAAAUCAUGCGAGUUCCCCAUGCUAUGUCAGUGUCUGACUGCAUGGCAGCCUGUUGUGACCUCUCUGGUUGUGACUUGUCCUGGAUGUUUGAACGGCGCUGUUACAUCGUGAACUGUCAAUACAAAGAGAACUGUGAGCCUAAAAAAAUUGAAACAGUUAAGUCCUAUCUUACUUUUGUGCUGAGGCCUUCUCAGAGGCCAGCAUCGCUGCUGGGCUAUGGGCAGGUGAUUCCAAGCAUGGUCCAUUCUGUGGGACUCCAGAACGAGCCCUCGGAGGAAGUGAGUAGCCUGAAGGAGCUGUCGCUGCUGGGCAAAGAUCCCAGCCUUGAGGAGAUACCAGAGUACAUAGAUGAUUAUAAGGAAUUGGAGCAGGACCCCUUUCAGAUGGGCAUCAAACAUGAACAGAAGGAGAGCACAGAUUAUGCUGACUGGAGCCUGAUGGUAACAGGCGAAAAUGGCUUCAACUCUUCAGUGGGUGAUGAUGGAGAUAACCAGGAAGACUUGGCUGAAAAGGAGGAGGAAGCUGCUAUGGCAGAAAAUGUCCUGAAUAAAAACAUUUCUGAACUGAGCCCUGUUACUGAACGCUCCCCGGAGAGGUUGUUGCCUCUCCUAGAGGUUACGCCAUUCCCAGUGAAGACAUCAGAAGGCAAAACAGCUGCUCAGCUGCUUGUGCAACCUGACGAUGCUUUGCAAAAUGAGGUUCCUACACCUUCCCCUCCUUCAGACAACUUGGGACUCUCCUCAGCUGUGGGGGAGAAAAUCCAGGAUCCCACAACAAUCCCAGGAAAUUUCACUGAAGGUGGGACAGCGCUACUUCCAACUAGUAUUCUGCUAUCUGAGCCCAUGCAACAAUUCACGCCUUCUGCUUCUGUGGCUAAAGCAGAUGCAGUAAAAGAACUUAUCGUGUCUGCUGGAGAUAAUGUGCAAAUGAUGCUCCCCAAAAAUGAGGUUGAACUGAAUGCCUUUGUUGUCCCACCACCACCUACAGAAACAGCCUACAGCUAUGAGUGGAGCUUAAUCAGUCACCCUGCUGACUAUGGUGGUGAAAUGGAGCGCAGGCACACCCAGACCCUGAAGCUCUCUCAUUUAUCGGUGGGACUUUAUGCCUUCAAAGUGACAGUUUCUGGUGAAAAUGCCUUUGGAGAAGGUUUUGUAAAUGUCACAGUCAAACCAGCGCUCAGAGUUAACAAGCCACCUGUUGCCAUUGCUUCACCCAAAGUGCAGGAAGUUUCUUUGCCUACAACUUCUACUUUCAUUGAUGGCAGUCAAAGUGUAGAUGAUAUGAAAAUAGUGAGUUACCACUGGGAGGAAAUUAAGGGUCCUUUGCGAGAACAGAAGGCAUCUGCUGACACACCUGUCUUGCACUUGAGUAACCUGGUUCCUGGAAACUACACUUUCAGACUCACAGUAAUCGAUUCAGAUGGAGCGACCAACUCCACCGUUGCCUCUCUGACAGUCAACAAGCCAGUGGAUUAUCCACCUAUUGCCAAUGCAGGACCAAAUCAGGCAGUCACCUUGCCCCAGAACUUCAUCACACUGAAUGGAAACCAGAGCAGUGAUGAUCAUGAAAUUGUCAGCUAUGAAUGGUCCCUCAGUCCCAAAAGCAAAGGCAAAGUUGUAGCAAUGCAAGGAGUGCGGACUCCAUAUCUCCAGUUAUCUGCAAUGCAGGAGGGAGAUUAUACAUUUCAGCUGACUGUCACAGACUCGGCAAGGCAGCGGUCCACAGCAGAGGUCACGCUGAUAGUGCAGCCCGAAAAUAACAGUCCUCCAAUAGCAGUAGCUGGUCCUGACAAGGAAUUGACUUUUCCAGUAGAAAGUACUACCCUGGAUGGAAGCAGAAGCCAAGAUGACCAAGGCAUUGUCUUCUAUCAUUGGGAAAAUAUCAGUGGGCCAAGCUUUGUACGGAUGGAAAAUGGUGACCAAGCAAUAGCAACUGUAACUGGUCUUCAGGUUGGUACCUAUCGCUUCAGGCUGACAGUAAAAGAUCAACAGGGAUUAAGCAGUGCAUCUGUGCUCUCUAUUACUGUGAAGGAAGAAAACAACAGUCCACCCCAGGCACAUGCUGGUGGGAAGCAUGUUCUGGUGCUUCCCAAUAACUCUGUUACCUUGGAUGGCUCCAGGUCUGCUGAUGACCAGGGGAUUGUGUCAUAUUUGUGGAUUCGGGAUGGUCAGAGCCCAGCAGCUGGGGAUGUGAUACAUGGUUCAGACCAUGAGGCAGUACUGCAACUCACCAAUCUGGUGGAAGGAAUCUAUACUUUCCACUUGAAAGUGACGGAUGCCAAAGGAGAUUCAGAUAUUGACACCGCUACUGUUGAAGUGCGGCCUGAUCCCAAAAGAAGUGGUCUGGUGGAGCUGAUUCUGCAAGUUGGAGUGGGACAGCUGAGUGAACAGCAGAAGGACACCCUGGUGAGACAGCUGGCUGUACUGCUGAAUGUUUUGGAUUCAGAUAUCAAAGUUCAGAAGAUACAAGCCUACUCAGAUAUAAGCACGGCGGUGGUUUUCUACGUGCAGAAUGGGCAUCCUUCCAAGGUGAUCAAGGCGUCCGACGUCUCUCGGACUCUGCACGUACAGCUUUUGAAAGAGAAGGCUGACUUUCUGCUUUUUAAAGUUCUGCGUGUUGACACGGCUGCCUGUCUUUUAAAAUGUUCUGGGCAUGGACACUGUGACCCCAUAACAAAGCGUUGCAUUUGCUACCAGCUAUGGAUGGAAAAUGUCAUUCACCGUUACCUAAAUGAUGGAGAGAGCAAUUGUGAAUGGAGCAUACUCUAUGUGACUGUGUCUGCUUUUAUUUUGAUUGUGGUCACAAUAGGGCUUGCCUGGUUCUGCAUCUGCUGCUGCAAAAGCAGAAAGAGGACAAAGAUAAGAAAGAAAACAAAAUAUACCAUUCUAGAUAACAUAGAUGAGCAGGAGAGAAUGGAGCUACAACCUAAGUAUGGUAUAAAACACAGAAGUACAGAACACAACUCCAGUCUGAUGGUCUCUGAAUCAGAGUUUGACAGUGAUCAGGACACUAUCUUCAGCAGAGAAAGGAUUGAAAGGGAGAAUCCCAAAACUCUCAUGAAUGGAUGCAUCAGAAAUGGAGUUUCCUUCAACUACAGCUCCAAAGAUAGAUAACUGAAUGAGGGUAAAAGCACAGGGCACGCUGGUCCAACACAUCCAAAAAAGUUGGUCCACUGCUUUGUCCGGAAUCAAAAGCUUCCUAAAAUACUAACUAAUUGCAGAUGAAAGGGUAAAUUUGUAGCACACUGGAGGGAGGGAAAGAGAGGAUUAGAUGGACAACUAACUCCUGUUGUCACCACUAUAGGGACAAGGAAAAGCACAUUUUAUUUCUUGCAUGUUCAGUACUGAAUGUUUGUCUAAACUUCAGAAGGCCUUCUCUCCUGUGUUCAAACAGUGCGUUACUGCUACAAGAUUAGCCAGGACUGUUAUGCUACUAACAACAAUGACUUUGAGAUAUAUAAAUUGUGUCCUGUGCUCCUAUCCCUUUCUCAAAGGAGCAGUGUGAUUAUGAAGCUGACCUGAAACAGCUAAAGCCAAUAUACAUAAUUUCCCUUACAUCUGUAGAGAGGGAAUGUGUGACUACAGACUCCAUCAUUCAGUUUUCAAGGCAGGUGCACAAAGAGGGAGCAUUUUUAGUGUAUUGUAUUUAUCUCUGAGUACGUCUUGUGACUUCCUGUUGUAGGGUAGCACUCAUCAGAUGGAAAUGUCUUUGUUUUUUAAAGAAAGUUUUCAAUUUAGCAGUUGCACUUAAUCAGCUGUGAACUAAUAUGAUACAUCUGUGUCCUGCAUGAUGCAGUGUUCCCUGCGCUUGCAGAGGAAAUUCAGUGUCUUCAGGGAAGUCCAGCCUUAGGUUGCUUCUGUAAUGAUGAAGGUGCUUCUGCUCACUCUGGGGUCUGUCAUGGCCAGCGAGUAACCUGCAGCAGAGGGGCAGGGAGGAAUCAGCAUGAUGUGCCUUCUGAAAUGAUUUGAGCAUCUUAAAUAGCCUUUUGUUUAGAGAGUGCUUUCAAGGAGCUCAGAACUUUGUAAGACUUAGGCUCAGCUGAGAUGAGUUUAAAUCUGUCAGCCUUAGCUCUCAGUUAAAGCAGAAUGUGCAAGGUCUUUGCGAAGUAACAUGAUUGUGGCAAAGCACCCUAUAUGGAGCAGGAGGUUCAACACUUGUCUCCUCCACCAUGGGAACUGGGAGUGAAGAAUGUACUAGCUUGAACAUUAGAUUGCUUUUUUCCUUCUGUAGUUAUUCAGUAGGUAGGUAUGUUGGCCCAGAAGAUGUUCGCCCUUGAGGUGUUCAGAAAGGGUAGGAGUAUUUGAGUCCUGAUAUUGCUGCUCUUGCUCACGAUCUAGAUAACUUCUCUGUGGCUGGCUCGUUAGACUCUAAAGCCAUGUCCCCAGAACUGUUCUUGAAAUCCCACACUGAAGAUGCAGGUUGUAUGUAGGCCUCACUGCCUAUAGGGAUAUCUGUGGUGCUUUCUGGCCACUAUGCCAGCCUUUUCUGAGCAUCCUGACGUUGCAGGGAUGGGCUGAGCUGGAAGAAUGAUGUGUUCUGGUGGGGAAAACACAACUCUUUGGGACCAUUUCAGAGAAAAAAAAAAAAAAAGAGAGAGAGAGAACCUAUUAAUGGAGAAGGUUAGAGCAGUAUACUAUCUGUGCAGAGAUUGUGAGGAGUGAUUAGAAGGGUUGAGGGGGAGAGGGCAUAUCCAACUGCCAUCACAGGGAAUAGUUCGAUGGAGAAUUUUGUUGCUUUUCCUACCCUUUUGCGGAAAGCAGCCACAAAAGUGGUUGGAUUGAACAUCGUGGCUUUUGUGCUUCUCCUUUGUUAAUGCAAUUGUGCAAACAUGUGAAGAACUAGCGAGGUUGGAAGGAUUUGGUACUCAGAAGCUACAGCAAUGUGGCAUGCUUAUGGUUUGUAUUCACCCUGAUUUCACACCUUUGAUUCCCAAAUGCAGCCAGCAGCUGUCGUAAGUGUGUUAAUGCUGCACUGUUUAUCCUGUGCCCAGUGCUGUGCUUUACUGGAGAGCUGAGUUUGGCUACAGGAACCAUAGUGGUGGGCAGAGGCUGUGAAGAGCUAAACAUGGGAUAAAGCAAUUGUUCUCCUUGUUUUCCCAUGCCCUCUAGCAAGAUGCGGUGUAGAUGGUAUGAUUUGUUUUACUUAGAAGAAAAAAUUUAACUCUGUAUGUAGAUAUUUUUAGAAUAUUUAUUGAAAGAAAUCUACU